CAGCACUUCUUGAAGAGCUGACAUAAUGUGCCCAAAAAGAAAUUGCAUACAAACAAAGACGUCGAAAUAAAUCGGGUGGUGAAUGUAACGAAUAAAGAAAGCAAAUAUAUAGCAAAUUAAAAAAAUACUAAAAAUACGCUUUGUCGAGGUUAAAUAAGCUUUUGGGAUCCAUGAAAACGAUUUUUUGUUCCUAAAACUAUUAUAACAGUUCGAUAUUAUAACAUUGAAAAACCCCGAAGGAAAAAAAGUAAAAUAUCUAAUUUCUUACGUCUAACUACUGAUGUUAGUGUUCAGCAGAGGUAGAUUACCUGCCUCUUUAAAAAAUUCAGUUACUAAAUAUGUAUAUAAUUCAAAGCCGAAAACCAUUUUAAAUUCGACUAAAAAAAUUCGGCACGCAACAAUAUAAAAUGAUCAUGAGCGUUAAAAAGUUUAAUAACUAGCGUAUAUUAAUUCGUUGUAAUAAUUAUUCAGAGUUGCCAAUUUUUAUUGCAGCAGCUGACUGUUACCGACUUUUUUGCGUUUAAUAGACAACCCUUUAAAACUACAAGAACAAUGUUCGCAACAGCAAGUCGCUUUUUCAGUAAAGUGUAUUAAAUUUUCGAUAUAAAACAAUUCGGAACGAGCUUUGAAAGAAGCGGAUCUCUGAUAAAAAUGAUGAGACUAAAAGCGUACCUAAAGGAAGGCCUCAAUGUGGCGGCGGUAAUGGGUAUGGGCGAUGCUAUAGCCCAGUUGCUUUUCGAUAAGAAACCAUUUGACGAAUUGGAUGCGGGGCGAACCCUUCGAUUCGGCAUCCUUGGACUGGUCUUCGUCGGCCCAGCUUUGCGGCGGUGGUACCUAUUGUUGGAGUCCCGGGUUCCCGAAACUUAUUCACCAAUGCGGCGCGGCGUUACCAAGAUGCUGGUCGACCAGACCCUCUUUGCGCCCCCUUUUACCAUGGCCAUGUCCUUCCUGGUGCCACUGGCCAACGGGGAGCCCAUAGACCGAAUCCGGCAGCGCAUUCUUGACAGCUACCCCUCUAUAUUGGUCCGCAACUACAUGCUUUGGCCGGCCGCACAGAUGUUAAACUUCAGGUUUGUGCCGCUUCCUUACCAGGUGCUCUACGCCCAGUUUAUCGCCCUCGUAUGGAACUGCUACCUUUCCCUGGUUCUUAAUAGCUAGGGCACUAAGUGUCCCUACCCGGAUUUGUAAUCCCAUGCCUAUGUAUCCAAUUAAAUAUAUUAUUAUCCCAUGAUUAUUAGUUCGACACCUGA
Drosophila yakuba is the source of this 1250-nucleotide messenger RNA. RefSeq names its product mpv17-like protein (gene Mpv17). NCBI's taxonomy places the organism in Eukaryota, Metazoa, Arthropoda, Insecta, Diptera, Drosophilidae. The transcript has a single exon. The coding region runs from base 652 to 1158 and encodes 168 amino acids. The record is from RefSeq and is a predicted model, not a curated record. Gene Ontology annotation, cellular component: membrane; cytoplasm.